Messenger RNA from Cherax quadricarinatus, 2137 nucleotides. RefSeq names its product integral membrane protein 2B. Lineage: Eukaryota; Metazoa; Arthropoda; Malacostraca; Decapoda; Parastacidae. Gene Ontology annotation, cellular component: plasma membrane; extracellular exosome; Golgi apparatus. Gene Ontology annotation, molecular function: amyloid-beta binding. Gene Ontology annotation, biological process: negative regulation of amyloid precursor protein biosynthetic process. The record is from RefSeq and is a predicted model, not a curated record.
CGUAGUUGGUAGUGGCGGCCGAGCAGCAGUGGUGGUGUGUUGUACUAGCUCACUCUCUCUCUCUCUCUCACCUCCACCAUGACCAUCGUCACUAAGCCAAAGACAGAUAAGAAGCUGGAGAAGCCUCUCGUCGCCAACGAGAUCGUGGGUACAGAAUGUGGGGUAGAUCACACUGUACUGGACCCCAACAGUGGUGACGUCGAGGCAUGGCUCUCCUCCAGUGCUCGCCGUCGUGUGUCCACAGCUACAACCAUCUGUGUCUUCAUCACUGCACUUAUGGUUAUGAGCAUUGGCAUCAUUGGAGGCGUUUACCUGUACCGUGCAUUCUCACGUCACCAGAUGUCUCGUUUCCGUGGGUGGUGUGGGAUUCCAUAUGAACGUGAUUCUCUUCAUCUCAUGGGCAACCCCAAACUUCCCCUUGGAGGCAACCCUGCCAUUUACAAGGGAGAUGAUGAUGAUGCAGAAUGGACAACCUCUGAUAGAUUAUUCAAGGAGGAGUUUGAGCUUGACUUGGAGGAGGACAGUUUUGAGAAUAUCCAUGUUCCUGAUUUUGGCAUUGGCCGCCAAGGCCGCUUCAUCCAUGAUUUCAAAGCUAACAAGACUGGCAUCAUUGAUCUUACCUAUGGUCGCUGUUAUGUGAUGCCUCUCGACCACGACCAUGUUCUGCCUCCUCGCACCCUCUUGGAUCUUAUUAAGAAGAUGUGGAUGGGCUACUAUAAUGUAGAUACUCAGGUGGUUCGUGAAACAAUGCGCGUCACCUACCCACCAGUUGAGGACUUCAACACUCUUGGAACACACAUUGCUAGAUACUGCGCCAACUUCACCACCUUCCGCCUAGAACGUGUUUAUCCUCAUGAUAUGAAGAAACGCAGUGUAAGUGAAGGCAAAGAAAUAGAAUUUGUGGAGUUUGCUGGCAAGAAGAUUGUCCAGUUGACUAUUCAGGAUGAUGGAAGCGAGACUCAACAGGAGCAGUGAGGAGUAGCUAAAUAUUACCAGGUACCUGUGAAACCUCUCCUGAGUAAGCAACCCAAUUACACAGUUUUGCUCAUGGUAGUGACACAAGAAUGAAUGAGCAAUUGUUGUUGGGUAAGUCUGAACAUCUGGUACAGAAUUUGUGCCUGGCAAGUGUUCAUACAUUUGCUGGCAGCUUUAUGAACAUUAUAUGAAUGAGAUUGGCAUGUAACUGGUAAGAUGAUUUCUGAAGAUCUUAGGAUAAAUGUUAAAUCUAGCAAGCAAAAGCAAUAAAGUAUGUAACUAUUAGGAUUGAGUACUAUUGGACUUCAAUAAAAAUGACUGGCCAAGGUAAACCCAGGUUAGCAAAUGAAAUCUUGACUGGGAAUGUACAAAAUUGUGCAUUUGUCUAUUGUUUGGCAUGCAAGGGAAAUAUUAUAACCAGUCUUUUCUGAUAUAAAAGUUCCUUUGAAGAAUUUUGUAUUUUUAAAUAAAUGAAUAUAGGUUGCCCAGUAGAAGAACCAGCAUUGUGACAGAACAUAUCAAAUGUAUAAGAUCAAAUUGUCUUGUCUAAAUUCUCUUACAUAUCUUGGUAUAUACUCUGUAAUGUGACACAGGUGAACUCCGUAAGUCUAUUUAAAUGUUACAAAACUUGUUUUAAAAUUUCCACCUGGGAAUUUCAUUAAUAUUUAGAUUAGUGGAUUGUCAGCACACAGGUUGUUUGCAAAUGGUUGUGUCUUUAUUAGAGGGCUUUUGUACGAGUUCAUGAUAUUUAGAAACUUGGAAUUUUAAUUUGAAAUUCUUGAAUAAGGGCACCAAUUGAAGGAUGAUUUUUUUUCUGGGUAUUGGAGGAUUUGUUUUGUCAACUGGUUGGAGAAUUAUGAUCUACAGCUUGUCUUUAUUGUAUAUUUAUACAUAUUUAAGGUUCUGCAUAUGGUUAAGUAUGUAUUACAAUAAUAUGAAGCUUAAGAAAGUAAAUUUAAAAUAUAAAAAAAAAAACUGAGCACAAUUCAGCAUACCUUUGUUUUAUGUAAUUUCAAUCAUAUGCUUUUCAGACCAUAAAUUUUCUGUUUAGUUUAUGGUUUAGUCAAUAUAUACUGUACAGUGUAUUUACUUUUUCAUAUACAGUAAUUUGUGUGUUCGUCAUUCAAGAGAGAUUUAGGAUAAUAAAGGGUUAGGGUAUUUG